AUGAGAAUGAAAAUUCCAGAGGAAACAACAGCCCAGUCUCCGCAUAUAUUCCUUUUGCUUAACCUAGAACCAUCACCAAAAGAGAAAUAUAGGAAGGUUUUCGACAGCAAAGAUGAACUGCUCACUUGGGUACGUGAUAUUGGAAAGGUAAAUGGCUUUGUUAUUGUUAUAAGGACGUCAGACUAUGGUAGCGGUAUCAAGAGACCAAGAAUUUAUCUUGCUUGUGAGCAGAGUGGGAAGUAUAGAUCAUGUAAAAAGUUGCAAGAUGGCUCAAAAGACUUAUUGAGACAAACUGGUACGAAGAAGUGCGAAUGUCCAUUUGAUUUGAAGGCAUACAAGUUGAAAACAAACAAUAAAUGGAUACUGAAUGUAGUUUGUGGAUUGUAUAAUCAUCCAGUUGCGGAGCAUCUCCAAGGACAUUCAUAUGCAGGGAGAUUGUCAGCUAAUGAAAAGUCAUUAUAUCGGCUUCCUCUUCUUGAAACUGUGGGAGUGACAUCAACUCAUAUGACAUUCUCCGUGGCUGUCGCAUACUUGCAAAUUGAGCGGGUUGAUAAUUAUGCAUGGGCGUUACAAACAUUACGUGAUCUUAUGGACAACAGUGUUUUACCUGAAGUCAUUGUCACAGAUAGAGAGCUUGCUUUGAUGAAUGCCAUUGACAACACUUUUCUGAAUGCUCGACAUUUGUUAUGUCGUUGGCAUAUUAAUAAGAAUGUAUUGACGAAAUUAUUGUCAUCGACUGAAGAGGAAUAUAAUGAUCACUUUGCAACACUACAGAAGGAUUUCAGUAACUAUUCGGACGCAAUCAAGGUUGAAAGUGCUCAUGCUAGAUUGAAGAGGCAAUCAGAUUCAAGUCAAACGACAUUUGAGAUUUCAUUUGAAAAAAUGCAUUGUCUACUUGAGUUGCAGCACAUUCAAGUUAAAGCAUCAUUCGAGAAGAGUUUGACAACUCUGCAACAUCAAUUCAAACCUUUUCAAUUUAGAGAGCUCCGGGGUAAUGUGUCUAUUUAUGCAUUGGAAUACGUGUUGGCAAAGAGUAAGAGAGCAAAUUCAGUUGGAAUUGAUGUUGCAGCAUGUGGGUGUGUUCUUAGGCGCACAUAUGGUUUACCUUGUGUUCACGAGAUUGCAGAUUACAUGAGACAAGGCCGUCCUAUUCCACUCAGUAGCAUACAUGUACAUUGGACGUGA
Molecule: messenger RNA, 1185 nt
Organism: Camellia sinensis
Lineage: Eukaryota; Viridiplantae; Streptophyta; Magnoliopsida; Ericales; Theaceae
Source: RefSeq, a predicted model, not a curated record